Messenger RNA from Physcomitrium patens, 2349 nucleotides. RefSeq names its product putative xyloglucan 6-xylosyltransferase 3. Gene Ontology annotation, molecular function: glycosyltransferase activity. Gene Ontology annotation, cellular component: membrane. The record is from RefSeq and is a predicted model, not a curated record. NCBI's taxonomy places the organism in Eukaryota, Viridiplantae, Streptophyta, Bryopsida, Funariales, Funariaceae.
UUGCCUCGCCAUAACGCACUCCGUUUUAGCACACCACGUCCCUGCUGCGGCCUCCCCUUGUCGAUGCCCUUUUUGGAUCUCUCUUCGCCCAACUCCCUCCUCCUGCUGCUGCCGCUGCCUGCCACCCUCGCUACCCGCCCCUACGUUUUCGCAUCUCCUCCUCUUUCCUCGUGGGUGCUUUCUAGAGUCUCAUCGUCGUCGAGUUGAUUCACCUGUCUCUAUGCUGGCUGUGUUCCGGAGUGGUGAGUUUCCUCUUCUCUCGCGCAUGCUAGCGCGCUGUGGUCAGUUCCUCUCUUGGGUGUGAGGUUUUGCUCUCUGUAUUGGUUGGAUUCAAGCGGGGUUUCGAGGUGGAGUGUGAGCAUGAAUACGAACUAGUGCUUGUAUACGCAGCCGAGGAGUAUGUGAUAAGCUGUCUUCAAUGAAGUGUUCAUUCUAUAGUUAUUUGUAGGAAGGAUCAGGAAGAUCUUUCAACUUCUUUCUCUGUGUCUCCUAGACACAAGGACUCGCAGAGUGCCAGACAUGAUGAAAGGUCUCUCAGUAAUGACUCCCACGACCCGCAAAAUGAUGCAAGUCUUGAAUUCCUGUAAGGCCACUCUUUUUUGUGUUCUUGUAACCAUCCUUGUUCUGCGAAGUACCGCGAUGGUAAGCGACCAUCAUAUUGGCGAUAUUGAAGGUACUACUGAAUGGGCGCACGUUGGGCAAAAUCGACAUGGACGCAAGCUCGCCCAGGCCGACGAGGUGAAUAUUUCUGAGAAACCAGAUCCAGUGACCGCCAGUAAGUUUGUCGAAGAGGAGAAAUGGGACCCUAGUACGCCUUACACUCUAGGUCCCAAAAUUUCGAACUGGGAUCAGCAGCGGGUGAUCUGGAAUAACCUCAACCCAGGAAAGAACAAGACCCGUAACGGCAAGCCGAAGAUCCUACUCGUGUCGGGUUCGCAGCCCGGCCCUUGUGCUAAUCCCAUGGGUGAUUUCUACCAUCUGAAGUUUGUAAAGAACAGACUCGACUACGCUCGCCUCCACGGACUCGAGUUUUUCUACAACAUGGCAACUUUUUCUAAAGAAAUGACUUCUUUCUGGGCUAAGCUUCCACUCUUAAGGAAGCUGAUGGUUAGUCACCCUGAAGUCGAGUGGAUAUGGUGGAUGGAUAGUGACGCCAUCUUCACGGACAUGGCUUUUGAGAUGCCUAUGGAGAAGUAUGAGGGCAAGAACUUGGUCGUGCAUGGGUUCCACAACCUCUUGUUUGAGCAGCAUCGUUGGAUAGGUUUGAAUACUGGUAUUUUUCUCAUCAGAAAUUGUCAAUGGUCUCUGGAUCUGCUCGAUGCAUGGGCUCCCUUUGGCCCGGAAGGAGAAACUAGGGUUAACGCAGGAAAAAUGUUGACUGCCAAGCUAGUUGAGCGUCCUACCUUUGAAGCUGAUGAUCAAUCCGCGCUGGUCUACCUUAUGCUCUUUGAUGACCCUAAAUGGAAGCUGAAGACGCACAUCGAGUGGGAGUUCUACCUUCAUGGGUACUGGAAAUACUUGGUUUACAGGUAUGAAGAGUUGAUGGCGAAGAGUCACCCCGGUUUUGGAGAUGAGCGGUGGCCUUUCGUGACUCACUUCGUAGGGUGCAAGCCCUGCCAGCUCUCUGUGACUCCCGAAGUGGAUGAAUGUUUCUUGCAGAUGGAGCGAGCUUUCAAUUUUGCAGACAACCAAGUGCUGGAAAAGUAUGGCUAUGCCCACAGGGCUCUGGCAUCAUUCAAGACGCAACGCAUUCGCAAGGACACCGCUGACCCACUAGGUUUACUAGAGGAGCGCAAACCUAAACCUGAAGAUGCAACUGCGUCUCUCAAUUUUCAGGAGAAGGAGUUUUUGCGGAACAAGGAACUAGCCGAGCAGGAAGCGAUAAACCAACGAACAUAAGGGAAUUUUUCUAAUUUCAUUGGAUCGAUUUUUUUUAGACUUAAAGAUGACGACAACAAUGCCUCCUACACAUUUAGGUGACUCUGAACAACCAAGGAGUCUCCUGCACAGAUUCCUACUAUAUCUUACUGCUCCUAACUACUUAACUUGAUGUACUUGUCUCUCAAAACGAGACCAAUCUAUUAGAUUAGGUCUUAUGGUUUUGUGUGAAGUGCAAGGAAGCGUAUGCAACCAUUUUUUCAGAGAUUGCGCUCAUGCACUGGGUCGUAGAAAGCCUAGAUAUCCUUGAUGAGCAUGAAAAUGCUUGGCCUCUAGUAUUGAGAACCGCCUAGAGCUUACACUCUGUACAGUACACUCAAGGAAUCGGUGUUGGUAUUCACGGAAUGUUUUCGAGAUUAAAUCUACUCUUCGGGCACUUAACCUACAAUGUGUGCAUUUUUCUGAACGCAA